AUGUUGAUGAACAAUAAGUUUUAUCUUUGUUUAUUGUCUUGUCAAUUGUCAAAUCGUAUAAAUAAAAAUAAGAAUAAAAAAUGAAAGAACGAGUUAUUUCGAGAAAAGAAAAUAAAAAAACACAAGGCGAGAAGAAACCAUUCGAUAAAAAAAAGUACAGAUUACAAAAGUACAGCAAUAAAUUUAAAGUAAAUCAAUGGGAAGAACGUCGUAAAAAAGCAGUAAUACGCAAUUUUUACAAGGAACAAGAAAAGGAUAGAAAAAAUGCACCAGGUCCAAGUAAUUUAAACGUACAGGAUGACAAAAGCUCACCAAACAAGAAAAAUCCGUAUUUUGCUGCGAAAGCCGAAUUUCAAAAGAAGAAACAAGAAAAGAAAAAUAAAAAAGAACAAAUAGAACAAAUAAAAGCCGAAAGGAUAGAAGCAUUAAAAAAAUAUAAAGAAAAGAAAAUGCAAAUUUAUAAAAAAUUAUCGAAAAAAACAAAAAAAGGACAACCAGUCAUGAAAGAUAGAAUGGAACUUUUAUUUGAAAAAAUUCAACAAAGUACGUAAAAUUAAUAAUUUUUUUUUUUUUAUAUAUAGAAAAUAUUCUAUAAUUAAUUUUAGUAACAAUAAUUAAUUUAAUUGGAAUAGAAAUUAAAUUUUAUAAAAAAAAAAUCUAUUCUAAUUUUUGUAAUUAUGUAAAAAGAAUGUCAAAUUCUUAUUUUAAUAAAUAAAAUAAUUUUUUUUUAAAAUGAA
Messenger RNA from Leptopilina boulardi, 737 nucleotides. Its product is annotated as thyroid transcription factor 1-associated protein 26 homolog. Gene Ontology annotation, cellular component: nucleus. The record is from RefSeq and is a predicted model, not a curated record. The transcript has 3 exons. The coding region runs from base 81 to 551 and encodes 156 amino acids. Lineage: Eukaryota; Metazoa; Arthropoda; Insecta; Hymenoptera; Figitidae.